UACAACACAACAACAAAUGUGUGGAAAUAGAAACGAAACAAUGCAGAAACAAACUGCUGCUGCAUUAUUAUACAAGUGAAGAGAAUAGAAGAAUGCCAUUUUGGCAAGUCGCUGCCUGAUUUUUUUUGCCCGUUUCUGUGUCUGUGUGUGUGUGUGGUCGUGCGCUAGUUGGUGUUCGUUCUAAUGUUUGAAACAAGACAACAAACAAACAAACAACCCACACAGAACUUUUCUUUGGCAGCCGGAAAUCUGAUAUAGCCGGGGCUUGUGAUCGGAAUCGAAAGCAGAAUUGGGAAUCUGGAAUCGGGAUUGGAAUCGCAGCAGCGGCAUCGCAGAGUUUACAGUGGCAUAGCGAAUGGAUUUGUAACAAUAAUCGUUCAAUGACAGCAACCGCGGUCGCACUAUCCACCGCCCCCGUUACCGGCCCCCUUGCGGUGGAGCGAGCACAGAGCAGUUAACAACGCCCGCUGGAUCGAAAGAUAUAGCACAGAUAAAAGGAAACAGCAAGAGAUAGUGUUGUGGUCCUGGUCAAGAAAAAAGGACCCCCUUGAAGGACAGACGACCCCAAAGAGAUUGUGCAGUCUAUAGACUUCUUAAAUAGAGGCUCGAAGCUCCUAACACGAUACACGCCACAAUGGUGAAGACGUUUCAAGCCUAUCUACCGUCCACGAACCGGACAUACUCAUGUGUUCACUGCCGUGCCCACCUCGCCUCCCACGACGAGCUCAUCUCGAAAUCGUUCCAGGGCAGCCAGGGGCCGGCAUAUCUGUUCAACUCGGUGGUGAACGUGGCCUGCGGCCAGACGGAGGAGCGGGUUCUGCUCACUGGCCUCCAUGCGGUGGCCGAUAUAUACUGUGAGUGCUGCAAGACGCCGCUGGGCUGGAAGUAUGAGCACGCCUACGAGUCCAGUCAAAAGUACAAGGAGGGCAAGUUUAUCAUUGAGCUGGCGCACAUGAUCAAGGAGAAUGGCUGGGACUGAAGGACCAAAGCGAUGGCAUGGGAUCAGCAUUCAGCAUUCAUCAGAAGCAUCAGCAGCAGCAGCAGCAGCAGUGGGAAAAGCAGCGAAUUCACACACAACAAGAGACACACACAUGGCAUGGCAUAAGACAUAAGAGUGUUGUUACCCAAAAUGGCUAAAGUCUGGCGACGAAGCGAAGAGUGGAUCGGAUUACGGACACGGACACGCAAGCAGAAACAGAAACAGCAGAGGGAUCGAGUUUUAGGGUACACAACAAUAUAGUAUAUAUGCUAUUAUAUAGUGCAAAACUCGUAUCGUAUCGCAAAGAACAAAAAAAAACCCAAUCAGACAUUCAGAAAAUAAUACAUACGAUCCACAAACACACCACACACCACACACAAUACACAGCUGGAUUGGGCUUGGAAAAAGGAUCUCUGCGCUGGACGCUUGAUAGGAUUUCCACACUUUCAUUUCAAUUGCAGUCUCAAUCUCAACUCCAUUACAGACUUUGUUUUCCUUUACCUAUUUUACGUUGUUGCAAGUUGAUUCAAUUAUGUGUACUCUCUGUGCAGUUUGCCUUAAUUUGAUGAUUUCGAUUAAAAAAACAAACACGAACACACAAACAAAAACAAAAUACAAAACUUGCACUGCCAAAUAAACAAGAGAAAUGUUUAGCAACAAAAA
Messenger RNA from Drosophila kikkawai, 1642 nucleotides. RefSeq names its product Yippee-like (gene Ypel). Lineage: Eukaryota; Metazoa; Arthropoda; Insecta; Diptera; Drosophilidae. The record is from RefSeq and is a predicted model, not a curated record.